Molecule: messenger RNA, 1611 nt
Organism: Anopheles coustani
Lineage: Eukaryota; Metazoa; Arthropoda; Insecta; Diptera; Culicidae
Product: ethanolaminephosphotransferase 1
Exons: 7
Coding region: 1-1188 (395 amino acids)
Biological process (GO): phosphatidylethanolamine biosynthetic process
Cellular component (GO): endoplasmic reticulum membrane; Golgi apparatus
Molecular function (GO): ethanolaminephosphotransferase activity
Source: RefSeq, a predicted model, not a curated record
AUGAUUGGGAUAAAGUAUCUCAACGAUGCCCACUUGAAGGGGUUCGAGAAGUACAAGUACAACUGUGUAGACACUAGUAUUCUUAGCGUAUAUAUUAUGCACCCAUUCUGGAACAAGGUGGUUCAAUUCUGCCCCCGUUGGAUUGCCCCGAAUCUAUUGACCUUUUCCGGAUUCCUGCUGACGGUAGUAAACUUUUUCCUCAUCGGAUACUACGAUCCUGAUUUCCGAGCUGCCACGCGGACGCCCAUACCCGUACCGGACUGGGUGUGGAUUGUGGCAGCCAUCAACCUGUUCGUCGCGUAUACCCUGGAUGGUAUCGAUGGUAAGCAGGCCCGAAGGACCGGAACCAGUGGACCACUCGGCGAGCUUUUCGAUCAUGGGCUCGAUUCGUACUCAGCGGUACUUAUACCGAUCUAUGUGUUUAGUAUAUUCGGGGCUGCCGAUCUGCCCCCGGUUCGAAUGUACUUCAUUACGCUCAAUGUCUUUCUAAACUUUUACCUGCCGCACGUGGAGAAAUAUAUCACCGGUGUUAUGUUUCUACCGUGGGGAUAUGAUUUCGUUAUGUGGGGCGUCUCGAUCACACUAGCGAUUACGGGGAUAUUCGGAGCAGCGUUUUGGCAGAUUCCUAUCCUUGGAAUAAAACCGUGUCAUAUCUUCGAGGUCACACUUUACGUAUCGGCAGUCAUUACUAGUCAUCCAAUUAUAAUAAAAAAUAUUUACAAAUCUUACCGUGAUAAAACGGGUAAAAUGCGAUCGUUCACCGAAGCAAUAAGGCCGCUGGUGCCGCUAAGUAGUCUCUUCAUUCUGUGCACGCUGUGGGUGCUGCUUUCUCGGAAUGGCAUUAUCGACCUGGAGCCGCGAUUGUACUUCGUCAUGUGUGGCACACUAUUUUCAAAUAUCUGUUGUCGCCUCAUCGUUUCACAAAUGUCCGAUACUAGGGCUGACCUAUGGAAUGGGCUCCUGAAUCUGCUGUGUGUCACGACAGUCCUCGCCGUUUUGCCAUACCCAGCGAUUGGCCUACCGGAGUUGAGCAUCGAACUGGAAAGGUAUCUGCUCUACGGCCUGGCAGCCUGCGUGACGGUCGCUCACCUUCACUACGGGGCUGGUGUGGUACGGGAGAUGUGUCACCACUUCCGGAUUCGCUGCUUCAAAAUUGCGCCACACGAUAAGCCUUUACUUAGUUACUGAAUGGAAUCGCCAAAGCGUUCACAUAUGCAACGAACAAAAAGGAUAAAUAAUGCAGGGCAGCAUGCAAAACGCCAAUUCAAUGUAGGAUUACGUAAAGAGGGGUAACAGUAAAUAUAGAUUUUCCCUCAACCCAUCACACCGGCAGCAUGUUUUGUCGCAUGUUAUUAGGCGUUAGAUGGUGUACAAUUGAGACUUAACAAAAAAAAAACAUCCUUUCCGAACGCAAACCACUCGUACACAGAUUCCCACGGCUACGUUGCCUCAGACGGCUCCAACAACACCGGCGGACGACAUGGAGGACAUCGCACUGUGAGUGUUAGCAGUGGAAACGUCUCUUUACGGUCAACAAAAGGUGCUUCAGGUUUUAUUAUAGAUAAAAAUGUUAUUCCUUAAUCACCAGAAAUUUGUAUAUCGUGCUCUAUC